AUGAACACAAAUGAUUUUAUUUACCUGCAUCUGGAUGAGUUAAGUCCAGAUUGGGAAUGUUCUCUAUGCAACAAUCCAUUCCUCGAUCCGGUUUACUUCCCUUCUCGGUGUGAACAAACCUUUUGUCGACAGUGUCUUCAAUCGAAUUAUGAAAAACAUGCAACAAGCUGCACACAUUGCAAUGGAAAAACCUUCUCUCAACAAGAUGUCCAAAAUCAAGUAGCACUAGUACAUCGAAUACUAGACAGUCUCUCGGUACAAUGCCGUCAUUGCUCACAACAAGAUAUUAAACGUGGAGACUUUCUGCAGCACAUGCGCGAAAAUUGUCCGAAAAGAAAUGUACCUUGUUCGGCUAAAGAUGUCAAAUGUCCAUGGAAUGGAUCGCACGAUCAAUUAAAUCAACAUGUACAUACUUGCCCAUAUGAACAACUUCGGGCGCUCUUAACAGAACUUCUUCGUGACAGAAACGAUCUUGAUCAACUACAAAAUGAUCAUCAAAAACUAGCAGAUCGUUCGAAAGAGCAAGAAGAUCGUAUAAAACAGCUUGAAGUUGUAAAUCAAGAAUUGAAUACGCAAGUCAUACAAAUACCUACUUUAAUUGAACAAUUCAAUCAAGGAGCAAACGAAAAUGCAUCACUAAAACAAAAGAUUACUGUUCUAAAUGAAGGAAAAGAAACGCUCACAAAGCAAAUAGAAGGUAUGAAAGAGAAUUUGGAUAAAAAAUUAGCCGAAAUCGACCAGCUCAGGAAAGAAGUCAAUCGAUUAACACCAAUUGAAAGCGAAUAUGAACAAAUAAAAACGGCACAUGCAUCACUGAAAGAACAAUAUGAUGCAAGUCAAGCUGCACUAGCAAAGCUUCAAGAAUAUACGCAAGAAAGAGUAAAUCGAUUGAGAGGUGAAGAGCAAAUUUCAGUUCUCAUUCAAGAAAAACAAAAAUUGCAAGAAGCGUUGGAUGAGUUGCAACCUAUAAAGGAAGAACAUCGGGCUUUAUUUGGCUACUAUCAAAAAUCUCAAGAAGAAAACGAUUAUUUAAAGCAACAAAUGAAUAAUUACGAUGUGAUUCAAAGUGAAAAUCAACAGUAUCGACAAAGAUUGGCUAUACAUGAAAGAGAACUUGAAAAACGUGCUAUUGAAAUCAAGCAUUUAAAACUAAAAAUAAACGGACCAACUGAUUUAUCGAGUAAUUUAUUCUGCUUGGCCAUACCGAACGGUUACACGAACCCACAACUCGAAGAAUUCAUUGACAACUGUCAACGAAGUUCUUUAUUGAAUUUAAACAAUGAAAAACUUAGUGAAGAUGAUCUAAACUUAAUCGUCCAUAAAUACUUCACAACUUUCAAAUAUAAAUCAGUCAUUUUACGAAACAAUGCAUUAACAGAACGUUCAUUCUUUUACUUGUUUUCUUUUUUGGGCGUAAAUUCUACAUUAACAGAACUAUGCAUUUCGGACAACAUCAUCUCCGACCAAGCGCUACAACAGUUGUCAGAGUCGUUAUCAUUCCGUAAUUCCACACUGCGCAGAUUGGUUCUCAAUGGUAACCAAAUAGACGACCAAGGUCUAGCGCAUCUAUCCAAUAUGCUAAAAUCGAAUAGAACCCUUCGAGCUCUUGGUUUACACGAGAAUCUCAUUACAGAUCAAUCGAUAGAAGGUUUCUGUGGAGCCGUUCGAUAUUUUAAUCAAACACUCGAAGAGAUAACGUUGUAUUCGAAUACAUGCAUUUCGGAUGCCAGCCUUGACUAUUUCGAGGGCAUGAUUACAGACAAUCAAGUGUUACAAGUGUUAUGGAUACAUGAUUGUCGAUUUUCUGACGAAGGAAAAAUGAAAUUACAACAAACUGCUGAGAAGAAAGCCACGUUUAACCUUCAAAUUUAA
Molecule: messenger RNA, 1872 nt
Organism: Adineta ricciae
Lineage: Eukaryota; Metazoa; Rotifera; Eurotatoria; Adinetida; Adinetidae
Source: the annotation of a GenBank genome assembly